CCCUCUUCCUUGCGUCCCUCCCUGCCUGGCUGGAAGCUGCUCGGGACCGGGACGCAGAGUCCGCGGACCCGGCGCCGAGGCGGUCGCCCGAGACGCUGCGCUCACGCUCCCGCCAGCGCAGCCCGGCCCGGCCCGGCCAUGGCGGCCCCCCGCCCGCCUCCGGUGAUCUCCGUCUCGGCUCCGGCUUUUUACGCCCCGCAGAAGAAGUUCGGCCCGGUGGUGGCCCCAAAACCCAAAGUGAAUCCUUUUCGGCCUGGGGACAGCGAUCCUCCCGCUGCGGCAGGGGCCCAGCGCGCACAGAUGGGUCGGGUGGGCGAGAUCCCCCCGCCGCCCCCGGAAGACUUUCCCUUACCUCCGCCCCCUCUCCUUGGGGAUGGUGAGGACACGGAGGCUGCUCUGGGAGGUCCCUUCCCACCUCCACCUCCCCCAAUCGAGGAGGAACCGUUUCCCCCUGCACCUCUGGAGGACAUCUUUCCUUCCCCGCCGCCUCCACUGGAGGAGGAGGGAGGGCCUGAGGCCCCCGCCCCGCUCCCUCCGCAGCCCAGGGAGAAGGUGAGCAGUAUUGACCUGGAGAUUGACUCUCUGUCUUCGCUCCUGGAUGACAUGACAAAGAAUGAUCCCUUCAAAGCCAGGGUGUCAUCUGGAUAUGUACCCCCACCAGUUGCUACUCCAUUUGUCCCCAAGUCGAGUCCUAAACCUGCGUCUGGGGGCACAGCACCUCUGCCUCCUUGGAAGGCCCCUUCUAGUGCUCAGCCUCCAUCUCAGGCUCAGCCUCCGUCUCAGGCUCAGCCUCAGAGCCAGAUACUCUUCCAUGUCCAGCCCCAGCCCCAGCCCCAGCCCCAGGCCAAGCCUCAGGUCAAGCUCCAUGUCCAGCCCCAGCCCCAGGCCAAGCCCCAGGCCCAACCCCAGCCUGUGUCUCCAGCUAACACACAGCCCCGAGGUUCCCCAGCUCCAUCUCCAGCCCCUAAGUUUUCUCCAGUGGCUCCCAAGUUUACUCCUGUGGCUUCGAAAUUCAGCCCUGGAGCCCCAGGUGGACCUGGAUCACAGCCUAAUCAAAAAUUGGGGCCUCCUGAAGCUCCAUCUUCCACCAGCACAGGCUCCCCUCAGCCUCCCAGCUUCAUCUAUGCUCAGCAGAGGGAGAAACCCCGAGUACAGGAGAAGCAGCACCCAGCACCCCCUCCGGUUCAAAACCAAAGCCAGGUGUUGGGGUUUCAGGUGCGCUCUCCUGGGGCCCCAGGACCCCUGACUCUGAAGGAGGUGGAAGAGCUGGAGCAGCUGACCCAGCAGCUGAUGCAGGACAUGGAGCAUCCUCAGAGGCAGAGCGUGACAGUGAAUGAGUCCUGUGGCCGGUGCCAUCAGCCACUGGCCCGGGCACAACCUGCAGUCCGUGCAUUAGGGCAGCUAUUCCACAUCACCUGCUUUACUUGCCACCAGUGUGAACAGCAGCUCCAGGGACAGCAGUUCUACAGCCUGGAGGGGGCGCCAUACUGUGAGGGCUGCUAUACCGACACCCUGGAGAAGUGUAACACCUGUGGGCAGCCCAUCACUGACCGCAUGCUGAGAGCUACUGGCAAAGCAUACCACCCACAGUGUUUCACCUGCGUGGUCUGUGCCUGCCCUUUGGAGGGUACCUCCUUCAUCGUGGACCAGGCCAACCGGCCCCACUGUGUCCCUGACUACCACAAGCAGUACGCCCCGAGGUGCUCUGUCUGCUCGGAGCCUAUCAUGCCUGAGCCUGGCCGUGAUGAGACUGUGCGAGUGGUCGCUCUGGACAAGAACUUCCACAUGAAGUGUUACAAGUGUGAGGACUGUGGGAAGCCACUGUCCAUUGAGGCAGAUGAAAACGGCUGCUUCCCUCUGGAUGGCCAUGUGCUUUGUCGGAAGUGCCACACUGCUAGAGCCCAGACCUGAGUGAGGACCAGCUUCCUUCCAGAAGGUCCAUUCCAUAUUUUGGACCACCCACACUGAGACCAAUCCUUGCCUCCACCCAUCUCACCCCUCCUCCAUUCCAAACCCCUCCCCAGCAUCUCAAGUGCGAUAACCCAGGGCCCCACCAGGGUGCCAAGGCCCAGCCUUGGGCUCCAGUCCUUGACAUUCUGCAGGGAUAGCCCACCUUCCUCCAGGUCCCCACCCGAGGGGCACCAGUUUAGUGCUGCUGCUUUCACUGCUGCACCGAUGCCCUUGGUUAGCCUGAGCAGCCUCUGCACUCUGCUUGCUGAGGGCUGGGGAGAUGGCCUGUGCCUCUGGGAGCCUGGCCCCAGCCUGGAUACCCACCCUACCCAUGCUGCCAGGUUGUGGCUACAGCUAAAAAUUAAAAAACCUUGUUUUACAGAAUUUUCUGUAGUCGAUUGA
Molecule: messenger RNA, 2352 nt
Organism: Castor canadensis (American beaver)
Lineage: Eukaryota; Metazoa; Chordata; Mammalia; Rodentia; Castoridae
Gene: Zyx
Product: zyxin
Biological process (GO): transforming growth factor beta receptor signaling pathway; integrin-mediated signaling pathway
Cellular component (GO): focal adhesion; stress fiber; cytoplasm
Source: RefSeq, a predicted model, not a curated record